AUGUCGGUUGAAUUUCCACUGAAUGAUCACGGAAUUCUCGAGCAGAAAUCGUUUUGGAUGAUAUUCGCAUUGCGCUUGAUUCUCCUUUUAUCUCAUGCACGGCCAAUGAAAAGACAUUUCGUAAGUCUUUAUAAUUUAAGUGAUCUUAAGACAGCUCUUCUGGCUACUAAAAUCUUCGCUGAAACGACAAUACUUGUUUUUGGCUUCGUCGGGAACCUUUGUUCUUGCUUUGUGAUCGGUUUUGAUAAAUCUAUGCAUACGUCAACAAAUUAUUACCUGAUUAGCCUGGCUAUCUCUGAUCUAUUAACAGUCUGCCUAGGUGAGUCUGUUGCUUUAUCGUAG
Molecule: messenger RNA, 342 nt
Organism: Strongylus vulgaris
Lineage: Eukaryota; Metazoa; Nematoda; Chromadorea; Rhabditida; Strongylidae
Source: the annotation of a GenBank genome assembly